CCUGUGUGUGCCUUGCGCAAGCGCCCUACAUUCCUAAAAAGUCGCUGAAGACUGCUGAAAAUUCCCUUCCUUUUCCAUCUCAUCAUACACCGCAGUUAUAAAGGAAACAGAUACAUCAAUUUCUUGUCUCUGCUUCUCCAGACAAAACCCCCGCACUCUUCCCAGAGAGCUAUUUUUGAGGCCGGCUCCACUGGGUUAUGUAAUCCGCGGAACACCGGUAUUACAGCUGUCAAUACGCGUACGUUGUAAUACGCUGUACAGACUAGGACCAAGACCGCAUCGCUCACUCUUUCUCCUCUUUCUUCCUCCAACUCGCCUUGCUCUUCCUCGCGCGCAUCUUCUUUCUUUCUCUCUUUAUCUUUCCUUCUCUCCCUGUCUUCUCCCGUCCAUUUCUCCCCGUCUCUCUCUCUCUCGCGCUCUCUUCCACCAUCCCCAAUUGCCUACCAUACCUCGAAUUGCCCGUCGGAGAUCCUUCUAUCGACUUAUCUCAGUCGCUUUCGGUCCGUCCGUGCAAUUCGCUGGGCUCCUCCUGUAACCGCUUGCACUACCGCCGUCCCUACCUUUCCCAACCUAAACAGCUCACUUUCCCACCCCCGUUUAAAUUGGGUCUCCUGGCCACUAUCUCUUUACUCGGCAACUAUAGAAGGGAAAGGGAUCUUCUGAAGGCUAGUGAGAGCCGGCUCACAUCAUGGCUUCUUUCAAGGUGACUUGGCUGCUCCGUGUUAAUAAUUAUUUAGCUUCCGCUGAUAACUAACUCCUCUUCCCCGUUCCCCCCAGCAGGAAUCAUCCCUUUCUCGACCUCUCCCUCAAUCCGGUAUCGCUGUCCGUCAGAACAAUCCCAAGCAUCAUUCACAUUCUAUUUCCCUCGGUGCCGUCAACUCCAACCAUCGUGUCACUCGCCGAAAGAGCGUGACCACGACCGCUGCUGCCAACGCCGCCGCAGCGGUGGCGGCCACCUUGAAGGACAACAACGCGGAGUCCCCUGGCAUUCCUAUGGCCCCUUCCUCCCACUGUCGAAUCGUCAAUGGCCGCAAGGGCCUGGAAUCAAGCUCAUUGGGAACAGGCUCCACUUUUAGCUCUUACCUAUCUCGGAGUAUGAACAGUGCCGGCCACAGCCACAGCGUGCAGAAGGCGUCCCCGAAUCCCGACGAAGCAUCUGCUGCGGAAGGCAGCUCCGUCGAUAAAUCCUCCAGCAAGAGUCGAAAUCGUCGCGCCAGCGAAGGCUCGCACCUAGUCAAAGGGGAAGGCAAGCGUUCCGUCCCCGAACUUCGCUGUGAGCGCUGUGGGAAAGGGUAUAAGCAUGGCAGCUGCUUGUCUAAGCAUAUGUGGGAGCACAACCCUGCGUGGGCCGUCACCUCGAAGCUACUCAUCUCGAAGCACCAGCAGGUACAAUUGCUGGAAGCCGCCACCGUUCUGGUCAACAUGAACCAGGAUGCUGUGCCCGGUGAUGCUCCCGAAUCGGAAGCCUCGUCUGCAUCGCCAGAUGCCUCGUCUGAACUACGAGAAGGCCUUAGCUCCGCCGAGACUACCCCGCCGCCCAUCGAUGACAGUGACGAUUUCGAUAUGUCAGAUAUGCCUCCCAGUUUUGAUAAGCGGUUUAGCGUGAGCAAUGCUUCUGGUGGUUAUGCCCACUCAUACCAGUCCAUUCCCUCUAGCUCCUUCACCGGCGGUGGACUGCACUCGCCUGCUUUCUCUCACUUCCGACACUCGAGCAUUGACACCAGACCGUCAACAGCGGAAACCAAGCUUCCAGACGACGAUGAAGCCGAUCUGGCCGCAGCUAUUCGCCUUUGCAAUUUUGGAACUCCUCGGACGGGACCUAUUGCUAUGUCGUCUGAUAUCCCUCCAGUGCCUCCUUCGCCAGCUCGCUUCUUGGACCAGACAGGUACUAGUCACUUGAGUAACGGCUUCAGUCAAUCGGGUACUAGUGCAGCUGAAGCCACCGCUCUACCUGGCUCAACUCCCAGCCUUUUCCCAUCGCUAUCCUUCAACCCUUCUCUUUCCUACAAGGUAUCUGAUGAAAGAGAAGCGAGAAUGGGUGACUCAGAUCGUGAGUUGAGGCAUCGCCGAAACAACGACGUCGAUUUUGGUAACCGUCACACACAUGCAGAUGAUGACGAUGACGGUGUCUUUGGCCGCAUGGAGGAGUAAGGGAAUCUACUUCUUGGUAGCCACAGCCUCGCUAGUGGCAUGGGCCUACAACAGACAGCCACGAUCCAGCUGUAAUUUUUAAAUCAUGAUGUACGAGCUUGAGCGAAUUUCUGAAAUUAUCUUCCCUUUCCCCAUCCCCCCAACUUGUCUUUUAACGUGGAUGCAUAUUUCGAGGUAUGCAUCGAAUUUCCUUGUUCUUCUGCGUUGUAUGACAGCAUUCCAGAAAUCAGGCGCAGGUCACGCCUGUGGGACCUUGCGCCCCCUGAGAAGGGCACGAUGAAACUAUCCAGACAUAUCGCAUGUUUGCUGGGACUUUGAUUCGGAACUAUUGUGUAUUAUUGAUCCGACCAUCCCAUGUAUCAUUUCGUUUCCAUACGAGAAUGCGCGAAAAGCGCAGGUGGCUUAUUCACAUAUACAUGUUGAUCUGCUAUCUAUUUUGCAUUGGACCUGGUUCCGUCCUCUCCUUCCUGUCACACACUCUAUCUCUCUCCCCCCUUUCCCCAUCUUCUGUCUCUAUGACCGCUCUGUUUUCCUAAAUGUACUCAAAUCCUCUCGGACGGGAUAUUGUCCGGUGACAUGAAUAUAUACGCUAUAAAUGAGAUUUCC
Messenger RNA from Monascus purpureus, 2757 nucleotides. The record is from the annotation of a GenBank genome assembly. Lineage: Eukaryota; Fungi; Ascomycota; Eurotiomycetes; Eurotiales; Aspergillaceae.